UCGAUUUCUAAAUCUCGUUCAUACACUUAUAAAAAAAUAUGACUACAGAAGAAAAUAUUAGGAUAUGGACUUUAUAAAUUUUGUUGUCCUGUUCAUUGUAUUAGUAAACAAAUUUACCAAGGUACUAACUUACGAUCAUGUGACGACUUGUGCAGUGUCGUCUACCAUUGGAGAGUCAGUUCCUUAUGACUUUACAGAUGAGCUGGACAUAAGUACUGGAGCAGUAUACAUGAUAGAAGACGAGAACUUUCAAGUGAAAUGUUGUGGUGUAAUAUCAUACUGGGAGAUAAAUGCUCGAUCUCUAGCCACCAUAUAUUUACAAAUAUGGAGAAGAUUGUCGUCUAACUCAUAUGAAUUGGUUGGGUUUAAUACUGUUACACCCCCAGAUGUAGGACAUUUUAAAUACUCUGUUCCUAUCUCUGAGAGGAUCAGUGUAAAACAUGGUGACUACAUAGGAUGGUUCACAGCAGGAUCAGAGGUGAUUUCGUACAACGAACAUAGUUCAUACCCAAUCAUGAACAGAAAGUUUACGGGUCAAACUAGUUUUACUGUUGGGGAUAUUUUAGACUGGACUACUAGUAGAAAUACUGAUACAAACAGACAGUAUGCUAUUGGUGCCCAGACAGCUUCAGGUGAUACUCCGACCCUGAAUAUUGGUACCAAUUAUGAGAUGACUAUUGACGAAUCAACAGCUGUUGGAACAGCUAUACUUACCCUAUCCGUGGUCGAUGACGACGUCUCCGAUAUACAUACCAUCAAUGUUUUCAGCACGGAAAAUGGAUACUUUGAGCUCAAUUCUUUGGCGCUGGAGACACUCCAAGAUGAGAUUCCAGAAGCCACUUACAUAAUGGAACUAGAAGUUAUAGAUGAAUGUUACCACACAUCAACAUCUACUGUUACCAUCACAGUUCAAAACACUGCUAUAACUAUUGAUAAUUUGCCGCACACAAUAACAAUUCGAGAAGAUUUGUAUAUAGAAGAAAAAAUAUACGAUCUAAUUGUAACUGAAGCUACUGAUAUAUGGUAUUGUGAUAUGCUGGAUAUAAACGAUACACCUUUCCUAACAAGACAAGAGGAAGCUGGAGGGCCUAGUACAGAUUAUGCAAUAUAUUUGAAUCCUUGGCCUCAACUAGACUAUGAUUCAAACAAUAAAUACUUAUUGACGGUAAAAUGUUACGAUGAUCACGCUACAGCAUCUGGAACAGCUACUAUCUCAAUUCUGAAGAACACAGAUCCUGUCUUCAACAAUCUUGAUAAUUCAGUGACUGUUGAUGCAUUAACACAGGUUAACAGUGAUAUUGUCUUCACUGUAGAUGUGACAGAUGAUGAAGAUGACCAGAUCAUUUUUACAAUGACGACUUCACCAGCUGGUGGACCAUUUGAUAUACUUGAUUAUUCGGGAAAAGUUGUUUUGACAGAAAAUGUAUUGCGCCACCACAAUAGCUCAACUUAUGAUCUAUCAAUAACUGCAGAUGACGGUUAUAAUACCAUUGGACCUCGAACACUUACAGUAAACAUAAAUGACAUCAAUGACAAACCUGUUUUAUCAAAUUUACCAGAAAAUAUGAACUUGUUAGAAAAUGCGGCAUUAUCAACCUCAUUAUUUACUGUCUCUGUCGAUGACCUCGACGCAUCAGAUCCACGUAUUUUUACAGCAACUUUUGCCCCAAGAGAGGCUGCGAAAUACUUUUCAAUUGAUAGUGAUGGAGUAAUUUGGACUUCAGCGGUACAUAACAUAGAUUAUGAUUACAUCGAGGACACGUCGAUAAGAGUAUGGGUAAUGGUAACAGAUGGAAAAGAACAUGAUGAACAAGACUUGAUGAUUAUCAUUAAGAAUCAGAACGAGGCGCCGUCAUUUUCACAGACUUAUUACUCGAUAUCUAGAGAUGAAAGCAACGAAAGUCUGUCAUUUCCCUUGACAAGGUAUCAUACUUAUGACCCAGAUGUUGGACGAGAUGGGGAUAUCCACGAGUACUCGAUCGACUGUGGAACAAACACGUCUAGGUUAUCAAUUAAUAACAACACCGGACAGAUAAGCUUCAGAGACGGAUAUGAUCUUGAUAUUGAAGGAACUCCGACAGAUAUUAGUUGUAUAGUAAAUGUCACUGACAUCGAUGGCUUAUCUGACACUUGUGAAAUAGCUGUCAAUAUCAGAUAUGUUAAUGAGUACACCCCAUUCUUUCCAUAUUCACCAUGGGCUCCGUUAAGAGAGUAUCCAGUGACGGUUUAUAGUUAUGAUAUAAUUGGCACAAUAAUAAUUACUAUCACAGCAACUGACAGUGACCUGACAGAGCAUGGUACAUUUUAUUACUCACUUGUUCAAACGUUCAAUGGAAGUGCCGAACUUUUCGGCGUACUAAACAACGGAAGUGUGUAUAUUAAAAGUGAUUUCAGUAUAUAUGACAAUGGAGCAACAUUUGAUGUACUCAUGUUAGCCACAGAUACUGGUGGUCUCAUAGGAACAGCAACAAUACAGGUGACUAUUCCAGCGCCUACAACUACAACUACUACUACUGAAACGCCUGAACGGUAUACGGAAGAUAUAGUUAAUACAUCACUUCUAUCAUUUGGUGUUGUAGGAGGAAUAGCUGUAGUACUUUUAAUUGGUUACUUGUUAUUCAGUUAUUUUAAAUUACCAACGUGCAAUAGACCUAAAUGCAAUUGCUGUAAACGGAAACCAAAGCGACCUAAACCAAAGGCAAAACCACCACCACUGCCACCACCAGUGUACACACCGAUGGAAGCAAUGCCGCUGCCAAGAGCAAUACAGUUGGAGGAACCGGCAGAAGAAAGAGUUUUCAUUACUGGAAAAGAUCCCUCAACAAAAUUAAAAAAUCGGAAUAACAGUCGGGAUGAAAGAAUUUAUGAACAGACGUACAGUACAAGUCAGGCAGGUGAUCCAAAUAAAUGGAUGUCAACCGUAGACAAAAAAGAAAACAUCAAUCAAUCGGAACAUCUCUGAAAUGGACCACCACUUUCUACAUAAAUUUACAGUUCACAUUCUAGAACAUCUUUGGGACGAACCCAUAUUCAUCGGGCUUGCACUGAAUUGGUUCCAUCUAUGUAUAAAAAUGAUCUUUAUAAUGAAGUUUACUUAUUUGAAA
Mytilus californianus (California mussel) is the source of this 3104-nucleotide messenger RNA. Its product is annotated as protocadherin beta-15-like. The record is from RefSeq and is a predicted model, not a curated record. Gene Ontology annotation, molecular function: calcium ion binding. The transcript is spliced from 16 exons. NCBI's taxonomy places the organism in Eukaryota, Metazoa, Mollusca, Bivalvia, Mytilida, Mytilidae. Bases 65 to 2962 code for a protein of 965 amino acids. Gene Ontology annotation, cellular component: membrane. Gene Ontology annotation, biological process: homophilic cell-cell adhesion.